UCCUGCCGCGAAAGCUCGGACUCACGAGGGAUCUUUGUUUUGUUCCAGUGCACUCCGAUUCUCGCUAUUUUCACCCCUCCCAAUGCUCUCCUUUCUCUCGCUAUCAUUGCGUCAUUGUUUUGAAUGGAACUUCCUUCCCAUCUUAUGUUACCACUGUUAGGAGGGAAACUGGCAUUUCAUCUCCGUAAAGGGAGAGUAAAAUAGUGGAGGCGUGUGCUUCAUCAGCCAAUCGUAACGCUCGGUGGCCGCGAGACCGCACAUGUUUACAGGCAGCAUUCUGCCGGUAGAGGCACGGACACCAGUGAAACCUCUGCGGAAUGGAUUUCACUUGCAGAAUCCGGAGUUGAUCAGCUUUGAGAUCGCAUCGUAUUUUCUCCGUGAAACUUGCUUUUGUUGAUUAUUACGUUACAAAGACACAUUUUGCAACUCUUUUUUGUCAUUGCAAUUGUUUCGGUUUGUUAUUCGGUGUUAAGAUGGCCCUUCGCUCCGAAAAAUAAUGAAAUCCUUUCCGUGAUUUUCCUGCUACUAGCGAGCUUAAGGGAACGGCUACAGGAAAACAAACAGGUCGAAUGAAGAAAGAUCGGUGGCCGGUCGAAUGAAGAGGUUGACAGGGUGUGUGGAGUUCUGCACUGCAAGCGUUCGAAGGCUGCGUUUUUAUAUUGUUUUUACAUUUGGUAGCUAGCAACGCUUUCGACUUGAUCUUCUGCAAUUACGUUUUAUUUGAAGUUGGAGCGAACCUAAUCGCUAGCUUGCAAGCUAUGUUAUCACUCGCCAACGUUCACUUGGUGCUUUUAGAUCAUAGUCCGUCUGCUGCAGGAUUUUGUUAUUUUGAUGCAUUGACUUGCGAUUUAAAAGUCGACGUUUUCGGCCGCCAUUGAAUAGUUAACGGUCCGUAUUUGAGGGAAACGUUAUGCAUUCUAGGCGUCUGGUGAAGCGUUCUAUCCUCGGGAGCCGAGUUUAUGCGCCUAGCCCGACGGGAGACGGGGCUGUGAUCACAGGAGUGGUGCAGGCUGUCAAACAGGAAAACAAGGAUGCUUCGACUGGACCUCGCCGAAACGUGUACACGGUGCUGAUGCAAGACGGAAGCCUGAAAGAGUAUUCCGAAGACGAGAUUGCAGUGGGCCCCGCUCAGAUGACUGCAAAAGGACCGCUGAAGUCUAGCUUGAAGCAGCAGAGCUCCUGCAAUGGUCGGGACCACCCGCCAGAUUCCCAAAAGGGCGAGGCCAACUGCCUGGCGCCGGAGCCGCCGGAGGACCCGCGGGGGCCCGACUGCAAGUCCGGGGACCACGCCCGCUCGGUGUCCCUGCUCGAGCAGAAGCGCAAAGUGGUCUCCUCCAGCAUCGACGUCCCGCACGCCAGGAAGUCUGAGGAGGAAGUGGACAUGGACAAGGUGACGGCGGCCAUGGUGCUCACCACCCUGUCCACCAGCCCGCUGGUCCGGAGCCCGCCCGUCAAAGUGAACGAGUGUCUGAACGGGUCCUGGAAGGACGGCGGCUUCACCCCGUCCAGCUACAGCAGCAGCGGGUACUGGAGCUGGAGCGCGCCCAGCGACCAGUCCAACCCCUCCACGCCGUCCCCGCCCCUCUCCGCCGACAGCUUCAAGCCCUUCCGCGUGCCCGGGCCGGCGGGCGCGGCCGACGACGUCAUCGACGAGCCGGACGGGAGCAGCCUGCUGUUCGACGAGCCCAUCCCCCGCAAGCGCAAGAACUCCAUGAAGGUGAUGUUCAAGUGCCUGUGGAAGAACUGUGGGAAGGUCCUCAGCACGGCCGCAGGGAUCCAGAGGCACAUCCGAACCGUACACCUGGGGCGUAACUGCGAUUCGGAGUGCAGCGACGGUGAGGAGGACUUCUACUACACGGAGAUCAAGCUGAACACCGACUCGGUGGCCGACGGGCUCAGCAGCCUGUCCCCCGUGUCCCCGUCGGUGCUGUCCCCCCCUCCGCCGCCGCCCCCCGACCCCAGGCACCCCGACGGCGGGGGCGGGGGCGGGGGCGGAGCCAAGGUCGAGAGCUCCACCACGCCCCUCAGCCGCUCCGCCCCCAGCACGCUCUACCUCGUCCACGCCGACCACGCCUACCAGGCGACUGCCCCGGUCACUAUCCCCAGCUCCACCAACUUCACCCCCAGCAGCUGCAGCAGCGUCAGCAUCUCCUGGCAGUCCCCUCCCGUCACCUUCACAGGUGCCUCUGCCUCGCCGACUCACAGUAAGCCCCAGAGUUUUGGGGAGCAGCGCCCGCAGUCCAUUGCAGUGCUCUCGUCACCCCCUCGAGCGUCUGGCUCGCUCAGGAAGUCCCGCGGGGAGGGGAAGAAGUGCCGCAAGGUGUACGGCAUGGAGAACCGCGACAUGUGGUGCACGGCCUGCCGCUGGAAGAAAGCCUGCCAGAGGUUUGUGGACUGAGGACCGGGGGGUGGGCACUCCGUGCCGUGAGGGGCUAAAACGGAGCCCGUCACCCACCGCUCCCACCCACCAGCACCCCCCCCCACCCCGCUCUCCAUCUGCCCUGGGCUGGGGUGGAACUUCCGGAGGCGUCCCCCCCCCCCCCGUGGACCGAGAGCCAGCCGCCCCCUCUGAGCGCGACCGCCGCGGAGGACGCCGCGUGCGGCUCUGGAGCCGCUAACCGCUAAGCGUCUUUUUUUUAUAUUCCUCUUCUCCUCUUCUCCUCUCUUUACUUGUUUCUCAAGCUCUGGUAGCGUAAAACUUUUUUGUCCGGCAGGAAGGAAUCAGCAGUGAAGCUAAACAUCAAAAAACUUUCCAUUUUGUAUGGAGAAUACCUUUUUUUUAGCUUUGGAAAGGUGUAAAACAAAAAACAAGAAAUUUAAAAAGGACGAGAAAAUCAUUGUUUUCCAGAGGAUAAUUCUUCGUAUUUUAUUCCUCUCUGGUUGACGUUGCUCCUUGUCCGUACUGUAGACUGCUACUGGGGGCGCCUCUCUCAGACUGCAGGCCCCACUGGCCCCCCCCCCAGGGAAUGUAACACAGUGUUUGGAUUUAAGUGAGAGGGAGAGUGGGAGAGCGCCCCCUAAUGGAAACAGACUGAUGCAAAAAAACAAAACAAAUGAUAACAAAGACCAGGAAAGAAGCCGAAAAAUUGACCAGCAAAUAUCCCUUGUCUCUGUCACGUUUUUCAGCUAGCGACUGCUCUCAAACACACACGCACACAUAUACAAACAAGCGUUGUUUUUAUGCGUGUCUACUGAUAAAUUCUUUUUUUUCAGGGAUAAGGUAGUAGAAAGCAAAACCAGCAGCUACAUUUAUAUAAAAAACUGUUUUCUGUGCUCUCUGGUUUAUAUAGCACCGAUAUUUACUCGCAACCAAAAAAUUGUAUUUACUUGUCUGAACCCCGCCUCCCUUCACUUUUCCUCUUGUCAUUGUUGAGUGGUGUGUUUUUGUCACAGUAACUAUUUCGAACAACUGAAAUGUUGUGGAAAAUGAAGACAAAGCAAACUUCCCGGCAAUAAGAAGGUCAUCCGUAAAAAGGCCACUUUUUUGCCACCAAAAGGGUGACCAUCCUCUGGGUCAGUCCUACCGUUAUUGAAUUUAGACGGGCUGUGUUUUUCCACUCUGCACAGACAAAACAGGAGUCAUCAACUGAAAUUCUGUUUUUCAGUUCUAAUAAUGUUCUUUAUCAGCUCACAGUCUUCACCACAACAUAGCGGUUUCACAGAGUAGAUCUGUAGGAGAUUAGUAUCUGUACGCGGAAGAGCUUAAUACCUGUACCCUGAAGAGAACCUCUGCCCUUCUGUGAUUCUACUUGUAUUAUUUUGUGUACUAUAGACUUCAAAAUAAGCUAAUCCUAUCCAAUGCAAGAAAUUAUAUCGCAGGUCUCGAUUGCUUCGCUAAGCAACUGUUGAACUUUGCACACCAGAGAGGUUUAGAGAAUCUGCGAUGCUUUUAUAGAAGAAAUCCAUGAGGGGAGCCAUACCUUUUUUUUCCAGUACUGAUAAGCUUGACUGCGAUUAGUAUUAAAAUAAUAAUAGAAAACGUUAGGAAUUUUAUGUAUGCUUUGUGAAAGCAUGUAAAAUCGGCGAUUCAUGGUGAGGUCGUGUGUGACCUCUGACCUCACGAGCACUUACUCCACCGUGUCCACUCGGCUUGUCUCAUUCUGUCACAUGGCAGGGCCAGCACGGAACAGGAAGGACCUGGGAAACCGUUAGCACUUCAGUCACAUGCUUUCCUCUGUAGUUGUAUUGUGAGGGCCACUCUGCACUUGGCUCUCACGUGGCUCACUCUGGCUGCGCUGCGUGCGUUUCGGUUCGGUGUGUACGCCGUAGAAACCGAUGGCGUGAAAAAGACCAACCGCAUCGUUGCAACCCUGCUGUGAACCUGGCGCCCUGCCCAGGUCAGGUGAUUCCACUGGUUAUUCAGAUGGUCUUGCCACAGGACCCAGAUUAUGAAGAAAAAAAGACAUUUGGAUGCUCAUGAUGAACAUUGGAGUUUGGCCAUUCAUCACUGGCCUGAAAUUUUGUCAAAUAGAUGAAAGCUGGGCAGGACUAGUUUAUAUAUUCUGCAGUUUUCUUGGGCCCAGAAGUUGUUCUGUUAUUCUUUGAACUAUUCUUUUUUUAUCCUUUACUUUGAGCAGUAUGAUAUUUCUAAAAGUGUGUUUCCCUGAUCUUGUUUAAAAUUUUAAGUUUUCUCCAAACUGAAUCUGAAACUUGUUCUAGCUGAGCAAGCAUAGAUCACAAAGCCAGUGUGGGUGACUAUUCCUCUAGCAUGCAGUAUAACAAUGUAAUUUGUCUUUUUAAAACUCUAUUGCAGAACACGCACACACACGCACGCUCCCACACACACACACACACACGUAUCUUUUAAGUAAAAGUUAGAUUUAUCCAUUCACCUAAUUAUUCAUGUUUAUUAUCCUUUUUGCACAUCUCGUUUUACCAAAAUGGCAAAGCUUGCAAGCUAGAUUCCUGAAAUAACUGUGAAAAUUGGCAUUAUAGCACAGGAGCUCAUUUGAAAGCAGCAUGCCCAUAAAAGAGCCUGUAGGAGAAGUAUUUGUGCUUGCCCUGGUCUUGGGUGAGCUGUGAGCUCACGCCCCAGAUGCAGUGGAACUGUGUCUUGGGUAGCCCUUGUUUGACCUUACGUAGGAGGGCAGCCGGUUUUCCUACGUGUACAUCUAUAAAGGAGUACCAUAAGCUAAUAUAUUUUUAUUUGAGAUCUUAAAAUAACUUGUAGUCCCACAGACCUCGUUUCAAAUAAAUAAUUCAAAGGAGAUAUAACGCAAAGUAAUGAGAGGCACCCUAGUGAAGCAUCACACACUUGCAUAGAGCACGGUUUUAUGUGUUUUGGUCUUGAGAGAAUUCAAAUUCAACAGAAAAAAAUCACCCAAACAUUUGGAAGGGAAGAAAAUGAGAUGUUUCUUUUUCCCCCCUGGUAACAGCCAUGCAAACCAUAAACAAAUCCGUUUCAGAAAACGAUUUUAGUGCAUUAAGCUAAUUAACAAUGAAAGUGAGCUAGCAGCGGCACACGGUUCAUUGGCUGCCCGAGGCCCUUGCCCGCUGCUUUGCCUUGUCCGUCACCCCUGUGUCACGUCGAAUUGAAUCUCAAAAGUUGAUAAUCGAAGUAACGCCAAGGCUCGACAGCGAAGGUCUGUGUGAUGCGGUAGUGAGGGAAAGGCCGAGGUGCUUGGCUUCACGUGUGGCAGUUAUAUUCGAAGGCAGCCAUCUCCCCAUCUGAUGCAGCAUGCAGGAGAGGUCUCAAGGAAACACUUUUGGUGGCCUCCCUCUUUCUACCCUGGAGCCAUUUUAGAAUGACAGGCAGAGAAACGACACCACUUGUGAAGUCUGGGGGAAAAUCCAUAUUUUUUUUGCGGAUUCUUAAUGACUUGAUAGAACAUUACCACAGGCAAGGAUUUGAUUAGUAAUAUAUUUGCGCUCAGUUUUAAUGAAUUGUCAUGAAACUAACAGAUGGGUUCUACAAACAAAAACACUUUCUCGAUCUUAAUGGAAGCCUUGUAGCCAGAGUUUUACCAUUGAUGCUUGUUGACAGUGGCAUUUUAACCAAGACCAAGCUAUUCUGGAUAAUAUUGUGAUGCUUUGGCAAUAGUAGCUACAUUCUUUCUUAGGAGUCUGGGCCAUCAGUGUGGUAAAGUUAUUCUGGAAUUCACCUCUGUUAUGCCCCACACAUUCACAGGACACACCCUACCCAAACUGUGGUGUCCAAGCCACUGGAAUGGGAUGCCUGUGGAAUUGGUGCUUUGCUGGGUAGAACCAUAGUAUCAAAGAUGUCAUUGACCUCUUCCCCAAAAAUGUUUUAUGAAUGUGCAUUAUUAUUUCCAGUACAUACAAAUGCAUGCCUCGUCUAUUUUUCAAUUUUUUAGUCCUCAUUUAAACAUUCAUGCACACGCUACACACACACACACACACUGUUAAAUUUCACCUCAUGAUUCCAAAUUCAUACAGAGCUGUAAAAUCUACAAAAAUGGUUUUGUGGGCUCAGAAAUUGAAAAUUUGAGGGUAUCAAAAAAAUGUAUUAUACCUCUGAGAGUGAACUUUUCUUACUCAGUUUGGCAAUGUGAGGAUUUCUUCCUGUUACUAGCUAGCUGUGGAAUUGGCUGUCUGCCUAACAAACAAAAAAAAAACAAAGAAAAAUAUUUACUUUUGUUUUUUAAUUUUUUAACCCCAUGUAUUUAUAAAACUGGUGUUUGCUUUAGAUCAUGUGAUAUAAUCCAUUAUAGUCAUUGCAGCAUAAAGAUGCUUGACGGAAUCCCAAGCCCCUGAUAAAAUGUUGCGUUUUUUUAACCGGGCAUGAAAACAUUUAAUUCCCUUCAUCAAUGCGCACAACCAAGAAGCUAAAACGGAAAAGCAGCGUCAAGGAGCCUCCAUUAAAGUGUGUUAACGUAACAAACCGAUUUAAACACUCCUUUGCAUUCUAACACUGAGAAUGCAUGCUUUGGAAUUCAUUAGAGACAGCAUUUAAUUUCUGUUGGUUUGUUUUGUUUUUUAACCACCUGCCAAGUGUUUGCCUGGCUGGACACGAUAAACAAACAAAAGCACUUUUAAAAAGCCUGAAGCAAAUCAAAUAAGUAGACAAUAGACUAUUUGACCAAGUUACAACCAAUUGUAUUUUAUACCGCAAAGCUAAUUCGGUCCCAAAACUGCCGUGAAUCACAGAAAGCAGCGCACAUAAAAAGGAGAGGGCAGUUGAUUUUUACGAUUUUGAUUUAUUUAUUUGAUUUAUUUUUUCGAAGGGAAGGGAGGGCAAAGCUAGGUAGAAAAACAUCUCCAGCACCGAGUCGCUGAGUAAAUCGGCGCGUUGUGAUUCUGUCAAAUCCUCCCUCUCUCUUUGAAGACUGGGCGGCGGUAUGAGGUGAGCCUUAUUAGAUCGGUGGUGUGCAAGCCUGGCUUGAGUUCUGCCUAGCCCCAGCGGGCGGCCUCCGGCACUCGCUGUGUGUUCCCUGCAUUGAGAACGGCGAAGCCUUUGUGCGCGUUUCGAAUCGACAAACAAUGGCGCCAGCAGGUGGCCGCGGAGAAAUCUCUGUAAAUACGCUGCCGUGCGCGUGACUGGACUGUACUCAAGAAGAAGCAUCCCAUGACACGCACAGUGGUCAGAGGUGGAAGUAGGGUUGCCAGAUUUACAAAAAAAUAGGCCAAACCGGGAAUCAUGCACACCCACACACAGGCGACAUAGAGCAACUUUAAGCUUGAUUGCACAGUGGAGGAGAGGAUGCUGUCGAUAAAUGGGGGGAAGUUAAGAAGGGGGUGAAACGUGUAACACUGAAAACGGAUGCCAUGCCACACUAACGGUCAAAUUUCAACCAGUUGAGUUAUUCAGACCGGGAAUAUAUUGUCCGUUUAGGACAACGAACUGGACCUGAAUUUGAAAACCUGACAUUUCGGUCCGUUGUCUGGCAACCCUAGGUGGAAGUGAGGCGAAUUAGAAGGUCGGUGAUUAACUAGGAAUCCACCAGAGCACUGUGAGGGAAAUGUUCGAAAUGACCAGCGGCAAAUUCCUUAUUUAAAAUUCUUAAAAUUUUGUUUUUCUUUUGAGGAGAAUAUAGUGGUCAGCUGUUCAGAUAAUUGUCUGGAUUCCUGCUUUCAGCAACCACCAGGAUGCAGUCUUUAAAGUUGGUUCUGCUGUGAAACUUAUUCAUGAAGCCCAAAUAAUCAGUGGAAGUAUGAAGUGCCUCAUAGGAGUCUGACAUUUAAGAGGAGUUCUGUGAUGUCACAAAAGAAAGCAGGGGUUUCCUUCUUUGGGAGUGUUUCCAUGGAGCAUGUGAUUAUCGACAGGGCGCGUCUUGAAUGCUCCUCCCGAUAACUGAACUUUUAUGGGGUUUUUUAGUCAUUUGUCUGAAUGGAGGCUUCAGGAAUGUACGGGGAAAUAGAGGAGUCUGUGCCUUGGUGAUGUGUGACUGUGUUGUAACGCACAGGAACAAAAGAAUGUCUCUGGUGUUGGCUGGUAUGAGUUCUACGUUUUUCUGUCGGUACCCAAGCGAAAAUGGGGAGACCUUUUCCAUGCUUUGUGUACAAAAGGAUCUGCUCUUUACUUAUCAUCCUGGGACUGGGUCGUUUGAACCAAUCAAAGGUGAUGGAGUCUUUUCCCCCAACAUUACCGGGUUUCAAUUCUCUGUACAAUACUCUUGUCAUUUUUGUUGUCGUAUUCUUUCUGGUUUUCCAAUCUUUAGAUCACCCCUUAAGCGAGAUUCAUAGACUUAGAGCACUUAUGUACAAAGAACACUGCUAUACAAAUACGCUAUUGGAAACCUCAGCCAAUACAGCACUUCAUCUUUGGGAAAACCAGGAAUUCCUUCUUAUUUUUUAUUCUUUAUUUUUUGGAAAAACAAAGGGUUAAACGAGUGAGAUCACCCAUCAGAUCCAGGGAACUUGAGAUAGACUCCCACAGCAGGAGUAUGAGUCCUUCAUUCAUUCAUUUACCUGUGGCGAAUACAAAAAUUCCCUCUGUAGUUUUUCGGUCAAAUGAACAGCAGUUCCUCACUGUGUCCAAAAGUGAUAAUUGGUCCGUGCCUCAGCCCCCCAGGAGUCGGUGUGAUUUUGUGACUAGGGGGGUUUCAGGGAUGGUCCCUGGGCUGCGGCUGCUGGGUGCAGUUUUGACUAUCCCGGAAAUUUGGGCUUUCUUCACGUGGGAUCAAAUGUAGGCAAGAGUUCCGCUUGGAAACGGCCUACACACUCAGAAAUGAUUCUGCUGUGAGGGAAGCCACAGGCCUGUCAACUCAGGCGAGUGCCCCUCAGUCGAUGUUCUGUUUUCAGACACCGCCAGCGUUGUGGGUGGGAGCAGCACCUGACUAAUGGCCGGGGAAGCGUCCAUUUUGUAAACGGGUCGGUACGUUCGGUUCUUUUCUACAGGAGUCGUACAGCGGUUUUCCCUCAUCAAUGUGAACAUUAGCGAUACCGAUAAAAGUCUGAAAUCUGCACGGGGAAGUCUCAGCGAUGGGUUAUCUCACUCUUCUCAACUUAACGACCGUGUUAACCUCAAGAACUCAACAACUGUCGCACUGGAUUUUUACACUUUUACUAAUAUCCUACAACUGAACUGUAUUUUUCAUACUUGCAUGUGCAUGCAAAAAAACCUAAUUAAUAUAUAAAUGUGUAUAUUGUGAUGUGAUGUCCAUGAAACAGGCAGAAGGCAGGCAAUAAUCAAAAUGGUUAUUUUGGGGACGUGGAGGGGUGCAGUCAGUUGUGAUCCCAUUCCAUUGCACUUAAUCUUCCAGUUCACUUUAGCAGAAGAAGACACCCCCAUGUUAAGUUGAAGCUUACUGCGACCAUUUUGUGCAAAAAGGCUGAAACUGAUCCAGGGUCGAUGUUCGUGAGGAAGAAUCUCUCUGAACAGCUUGGCUCCUCCUCCCCUGGAGAUGGUGCUGUCCGAUUGGCUGGCUGCUCUCCUGCUGCACUGUCGGUUCUGGGCACUCAGCCAAAGGGUUCUGCAGGCAUUCUCUCCUGAGAGACUGUUGAUCUUUAUGCUAACACAAUACAGGAAGUGUGAGCCUUUUUUAUUUUAUGGUAAGGUUCCACUAAAGGAAAGUUCCAUUGGCUCUUUGCGACAAACGUUAAAAGGACAAAUUGCCUGCAUUCUUCCUGCACCGGGACCCACAGUGAUGUUUUUAUACGUUUGACGCUUUCCUAUUUUAAUGUCUUUUUGUGUAAGAGGCAAGCAACUCUUUGUAACAUUCCUCACAUUGAACAGUAUAUUGUACAACGUUGAAGGAGCCACUGGGGGAAGGAACGCUUUACACUACAGUAUACUGUGUUCUAAAGGAAAACUCAGGACGUUUUGUCAAUACAGGCGACCGUUGGCAGGGAGGUGGAGAAUGUGAAUUUGAAGCCAUAACUGACCGUGCUGUGCAGGGAUGCCCAACUCCUGGCCUUCUCGUCCAAGCGCUCGGUAAAAUGUUCAGUGCUAAAUCAACUCUCACAGUGUACAUAUGGUCCCAACUGGACUCGUAUUUACUCCGUUAAGAGUUGAAUUAACACUGGACAUUUUACUGUGUGGGAUUCUCUGGGUGCUCUCUCAUGCUACCAGCUGGAAUAAGGACUCGGUUCACCCAGUCCAACCGCACACACUGAUCUGUUUUAGGUGUUGAAGGGCCGGCUGGGGUGAUGACAGAAGCGGGUUUUGGGCGCAGGAGUUGAGCACCCCCUAGUCAAGGAAAAUGGUGUAGCGGGGAUCUUGAGAUAUCAGGAAAUUGCAUAUGUUAGGGUGGUCACUCCUCAAACACUGUCAGAUCCAGACACAGUUUACCUUCAGAAGCCUUGCUACCAAGGUCUAACUCACUUAUUUGGUUCCUCUGCAUUUGUCUGUAGUAUACAUUUGGUUAUGCACUUAAAACUUUUUCUAUCCUUUUAAACUAUUGAACACAUUACAUAAGAAGUGUCCAGGUAUUCAAGACACUCCAUGUUUUUUUUGUUUGGAGAGGAAGAUGUGCAGGAUUGUGAUACCUGCAGAUCCCAUCUCACGACUCAACCUCAAGAUUUAUCUCCAUUCUCAUUCCAGUCCGAGUUUCCCCCCCCCCCCCCCCCCAGCGUGUUUAUACAUGAUUUGAUGAAGUCCUGUAUGGGUCCACAUUACAUUAAAAGGAGUAGAUGUUCUGGCUAUGUGAGUAGCUAGAGAAGCAAAUUUUUUGAGUAAAACCUAGGGUGUAGAUUAGGUUGCAGACAUUACAAAUAAAAAUAUGAGAGGACUACCCUAGUGAAAGACAUUUUGAAAAUGACCGUAUCAACCCUCUGCGAGAUAACCCAGCUCUCACAGAUCUGAAUUUGUGUCGAUGUGAAGGAAUGAAGCAGUCAUAAACCUGUAGAGCUCUGGCUAAGCCUGGGCAGCUUUAGAGGUCACCUUAUCCCCGUUUCUCUGCUAAAACGGUUUGACCCUCUCCCUGGGUACAUCCCUGAUUCCGAAUAUCAAGCAGCAAGCAUGAUUUUUACAAUUAAACAUGAAACAAUAUACAUCAGCUGGACUAAAUCAUAUAGCAUUUUUGUGUGUCCUUUUUAUUUUAAUAAAAACACAUUUUAAGAAAAUGUAAAGCAAUCUGGACCCUUAAAGACAUGUAAAGCUUUGUAAUUCUAUGGGCUGGCUGGUAUAUGUUCAGCCUCUUAAACCUGUGGAUUAGGUACAGACUGCUAUAGAAUUCAUUUCAUAUCUUACAUAAGCCAAGUGUUUUGAACUCCUGCCAUGGAAGGAAAUGAUCAUUCUCCACAGAAUUGAUUUUCAGAGCCAGUCUUUCUCCAUAGUAUGUUUCUGAGCCCUUAAUGGGGGUCUUGUCUGUUGAGCGCAGUCUUCGUCAUUGCGGUCAGUUGGCUUUCUAUCCCAGAAAGAAAGCAAAGGGCUUCCAUACUGCUGGUCACACAGAAGCGGCCCGGGGCUGCUUCGCAGGACUAGUUACACGCAUCCGUCUGUCCUCACGCUCGUGUCCUUCGUUUCCACGGGUCUACACCUCCGGUAAAAUCAUCCCUGUCCAAUCACUCACUCGAGCGGCACAAUCACCCGCCUGGGUUCAGUGCGUGCGAUUCUCACACGCACACACACACGCACACACACACACGCAGAAUACCUCAGUCUACUAAGUCUGUAACGCUCUUUAGUCCAGCAGACACACUGGGUCCGGAUAGCAGCGCUGACAGUGUUUGAGUCCGUGUCCUUUUCAGUGAUUCAGGGUUGUACUGCAAUACAUCACACGUCGUGUACAGAGCGCACUCGCCACACGCGGUGUCGCACGCGCCAUCUCUCGAUGCACCAAUAAAGUUUUUAUUUUUUGAUUUUACUUCGGUUAUUUCUACUAUUGUCAUUUUAUGCUUUAAAAAUAAAUGUUGAUUUCUUUCUCGAAAGGAUCAAAACCUGGUGACUGUUAACUCUUCAUAUGCUGGCUGUUCUAGUUAUCAGAGCGGUGUAUAUAGAUAUAUAUAUAAACUGCCGUGGUGUCGUACAACGCUGACGUUGUCUUCCUGGUGCUUGUAAGUGCAGCUGUUGUCACUUCCUUUUUUGUGUAAGACCCCCUCGAGGGUUUUCUGUGUUAACUAUGAGCUCCUGGAGAUCAGUCACUGAGAAUAAAGCCUUUUGGCAGUUGUUUACUAUG
Anguilla anguilla (European eel) is the source of this 12518-nucleotide messenger RNA. Its product is annotated as zinc finger protein 704-like. Gene Ontology annotation, biological process: regulation of transcription by RNA polymerase II. Gene Ontology annotation, cellular component: nucleus. Gene Ontology annotation, molecular function: RNA polymerase II cis-regulatory region sequence-specific DNA binding; DNA-binding transcription factor activity. Bases 911 to 2398 code for a protein of 495 amino acids. Lineage: Eukaryota; Metazoa; Chordata; Actinopteri; Anguilliformes; Anguillidae. The transcript has 9 exons. The record is from RefSeq and is a predicted model, not a curated record.